UGACAGCUUCUGCUGAACAUCGGAUUUUUACGGUUGAUAUCAUCUUGUCUGUUGGGUACUCCUGAUUUGUUUCCUUGCUGAUAAUCCUGCACUCCACUCCGCUUUCCAUUCGUGUGAUCCGAGACAUCGUCGUCUGUGACGAGACUGAGAAACCGACCGGAUUUCUCAAAUGACACUGCAGACACUGCGCUGGAAUCCCACUCGUACCAUGGUUGAAUAACACGUGCUGGUCUAUAUACUAUCAUUGACUUAUCGAGCACAUUGACCUGGGCUACGUUAACCAAGAGCUUUUUUCCCGGCCUGUCUGUGGGUAGUAGAACCCUUUCCUACCGCGGGGAGAGCUUCCUGUUCCUCAUUCAAACAGCUCGAGGAGCACGAAGGAAGAAGUAAACAGCAUGCCGACUCUUUCGUUGAUCAAUUUCAACAUUGUCUGUGCGACGUUGGGAGGGUUCAUAUCGAUCUUUGGGCUGGUAUCUUACCUGUUCAAGGAGAGAUUCUACCUCUCGGAAGCACUGAUCUCCCUGCUGGCCGGUGUGGUCUUCUCCCCAGCAGCAGCGAAUUUCAUCCGACCCUCGGAAUAUGCAAUGGGCUCCGAGCAGAACCUAGAAGAGAUCACCCUGUACUUUACCAGGCUCGUCCUAGGAGUCCAGCUGGUCCUCGCUGGGGUCCAGCUCCCCAAACGGUACCUCCAGAUUGAAUGGAAAAGCUUGUCUCUUCUCCUGGGCCCCGGCAUGAGCGCCAUGUGGAUGUGUAGCAGUCUUGUCAUCUGGGCGAUGGUCCCGAACCUAUCGUUCCUGCAUGCGCUCGUGAUCGCCGCUUGUGUGACCCCGACCGAUCCCGUUCUGUCGAACUCGAUCGUGAAGGGAAAAUUCGCCGAUAAGAAUGUUCCGCGGCCGCUGCAGAAGAUCAUCGUCGCUGAGUCCGGCGCUAAUGAUGGUCUCGGGUAUCCGUUCCUCUUUUUUGGGAUGUACCUUGUUAAGUACACUGGGAUGGGAGGCGCCGGACAGGUCGGCGGUGCGGGGAAGGCUAUGGGCCUUUGGUUUUAUGAAACUUGGGUUUACACGGUGAUUCUGAGUGUGAUCUAUGGGAUUUUUGUCGGUUGGUGCUCUAGGGAGCUCUUGCACUGGGCGGAGGAGAAGCAUUAUGUCGAUCGGGAGAGCUUCCUGGUCUUUGCCAUUGCCCUUUCGCUGUUUAUUGUCGGCACGUGCGGUCUUAUCGGAACAGACGACCUUCUCGCGUGCUUUGUUGCCGGAAAUGUCUUCACCCAAGACGACUGGUUUCGCCUCGAAACCAUGGACGAUUCGUUGCAGCCGACCAUCGACAUGCUUCUGAAUCUGUCCAUCUUCAUCUGGUUUGGCGCAGUCUGCCCGUGGUCUUCCUUUCUCAAUAACGACACCAUCCCCCUCUAUCGGCUAGUCUUCUUGGGCAUUCUGAUCUUGCUCGUGCGGCGCAUACCGAUCAUCUUCGCGAUGCAUCGGUACAUCCACCAGAUCGAAAACAUUUACCACGCUGGUUUUGUGGGGUUCUUUGGGCCGAUCGGGGUCGGGGCGGUCUUCUACCUGUCGAUCAGUCGCGAGUAUCUCCGUGAGAUUAAGGUCAAUGGCGAGGUCCGUGAAGAUGCCCACCGGCUGUCGGAAGCGGUGAAUAUCAUCGUCUGGUUUCUCGUCGUCUGCAGUAUUGUGGUCCACGGCCUGUCCAUCCCGUUGGUAAAAGCCGGAUACAAUCUCCCGCGGACCAUUUCCAACGCCCUCAGCACUAGCACGGCCGUGGACUCCGAACCCGUCACCAUCGCGAGUACCCCUCACACCCACAGCACUGCGACGCGGAAUGUGGAUAACGGUGCCAACAAUCGCGGUCGGAAGCGCGGGGGUGGGCGUGAUGAUCCCCAGCCUACCGUCUUUCGCAUUGGUCGAUCCGUCGUGCAGCCGUCGUCUUCACAGCAGGACGGCCAGAUGCUGGGGACCGGGAAUGUCGAAGAACCCGAGCGACCGGUCAAUCUGAUCAUUACCGGCCCUAGCACGCCUAAAGGGUCGUCGGUCGGUCUGGAACGGUCGAUUUAGAGUAUAUUAACUGGGGAGAGGGGAGGGGAGGAGGUAUGUUGCAGUCAUCAGGAUGAAGUGUAGGGGUGGAUAGAAAGGACUCAGGUCCUGUUAGAUAUAGUUGGAAGUUGAUACGUAGUAGAAUAAGAUAUCCAAAGACCAGAUAGUAGUUAGAGGAUGAGAUAUAUGAAACAAUGGUGUUGCUCGCAGUGAU
Molecule: messenger RNA, 2253 nt
Organism: Aspergillus campestris IBT 28561
Lineage: Eukaryota; Fungi; Ascomycota; Eurotiomycetes; Eurotiales; Aspergillaceae
Product: putative Na/H antiporter
Exons: 5
Coding region: 396-2060 (554 amino acids)
Biological process (GO): sodium ion export across plasma membrane; proton export across plasma membrane; regulation of membrane potential
Cellular component (GO): plasma membrane
Molecular function (GO): sodium:proton antiporter activity
Source: RefSeq, a predicted model, not a curated record